AUGGUGUACAUCCCUCCUCCCCAAUCUGCGGGCCCUUCGACGACCUCUUACGCAGAGGCGUACCAAAAGAUUUUGGCGUCGUAUCGCCAGUCGCCCCUGACCACCGCCUCGUCCGUUGUACUACUUGUGGCCACCGACGUAGACGCCCUAUGCGCCGCAAGAAUGCUCGCCGAUCUGUUCAAACAGGACGACCUGAGCUACAGUAUUAUACCUGUGUCAGGGAUGUCAGAGUUUGGCCAGCGGGUCAAUGAGCUUCGUGCUUACCCAAUGCUUCAUACAAUCGUCCUGUUGAACAUGGGCGGCGUGAUAGAUUUGACGCAAGAAGCCUUUUUUGGUUCGUUUGAAACAUCGGUCACGAUUCAUGUCAUCGACUCCAUGCGGCCUCUGAAUCUGCACAACCUCUUCUCGGGGGGCGAGAAUGCUGAAAGGGUAAUAAUUUGGGAUGAUGGCGAAGCGGAUAAACUUGUGGAGGAACGCAAGGCUCUCCAGGUUAUUACUUACACUCCAAUUCCUGACUCAGAUGACGAGGAAGAGGACGACUUCUCUGGAGACGAAGAGCAGUCUGGGGACGAGGAUGAGGGGGAUGAUUACGAAGAGGACAGCGAGCGGCCACGCAAACGUCGGUCAAUAGGCGAUGGCGAGCGACGUUCAGGGAAGCGACGGCAGAUCUCGCAAGUGCACCGUGAUGAAUACGAACGACACGUAUCGCGCGUGGAUAAAUAUGGGCUUUCCGGUUUAUCGCACGGCCAAAGUGCUGCUUGCACGAUAUACAUCCUGGCGAAUGUACUUGAACGUGUCGAUAACGAUAUCCUUUGGUUCGCCAUAUUAGGUCUCACUUUCCAGUACACAACUUCCCGAAUAUCCCGCGAAUACUACGAAAGCUACCACUCGAUCUAUAACGACGAAGUAUCCCGUCUGAACCGGCCGCAGGCGGGGGAUGUUAGCCAUCACGCACUGAACACAAUCAACCCAGAUGAUUUAGACGUUCGCGCUACGGAUGAGCUGAGAUUCACCCUGUUCCGCCACUGGAAUCUCUACGACGCGAUGUUCCAUUCCAGUUAUGUAGCGAGCAAACUGGGGAUAUGGAAGGAACGUGGACGGAAACGGUUAACUGGGCUGCUUGCUAAGAUGGGAUUCUCUAUACCCCAGACACAGCAACCGUACUACCAUAUGGAUAUGGACCUCAAGAAACAACUCAUUUCUCAACUCAACACUGUUGCUCCGGAGUACGGCCUCGUCGAAUUAUCAUAUCCGUCCUUCAUGCGUUGUUACGGAUACAGGUCACAACCGUUAUCAGCGGCGGACGCAGUGGAGGGCAUUGGCGCCCUUCUAGAUGUGGCGGGUGGGAUAAGAAUCGAGGUUGAGGUGGAAGGCGCCCGAAAUGGAGGGGAAUGGUUUGGUGGAGGAAGGGUUUGGGAGACGAAUGGAGCGAAGGAAAAUGCCAGACGGAGGAAAGUUGAAGAGAGAGAGAAUGCGAAUGACGAUGGUCAAGAUGACUCGGAUGAACAAGCCGGGGCAUUGGAUGAAGAGUGGUGGGUAAAGAACUUCUGGACGGCGUACGAUGCGUUGACAGACAUAUCGGCACUUCGGGAAGCGCUAUUACUGUCAAUGUCUCUUCAUCGGGCAAUUAUCCGUCAAGGUACUUCGAUCAUUGACAAACAAGACAUACGGACCAUGCGCAACUAUCGCAUCGUUACCCUGACGCAAGGACCCGACCUCGCUCUGUUUGCUCAUCCAGGUGUCCUUACGCGGCUGGCACUUUGGUUAAUCGAUGCACUGCGAGAUCGCCUACCAGCGACUACGCUCAGUGGCCGCUCCAAAAGAAAGGGCCUACCCCUAGUAGUGGCUUGUUUGAACGAGGCAACAGAAAGUUACAUUGUGGUGGGUAUGAUGGCUGCUCUUGAUUACGGUAACAUACGGAAGAACCAAUUCGGUUUGGCCUUCAUUGAUGCUGUGGAACGGACAAAUGCGAGGGGCCAAUACGCGACAUUCCACUCCAAUGUAUUUGAAAUCGCUCAGACGGACCUGCAAAUUUUCCUAGAGGCACUCUGCGAGGCGGAAUGA
This is a messenger RNA of Pleurotus ostreatus (oyster mushroom), 2064 nucleotides long. RefSeq lists its product as uncharacterized. The transcript is spliced from 9 exons. Gene Ontology annotation, cellular component: DNA replication preinitiation complex. Gene Ontology annotation, molecular function: single-stranded DNA binding; DNA replication origin binding; chromatin binding. Gene Ontology annotation, biological process: DNA replication initiation; mitotic DNA replication preinitiation complex assembly; double-strand break repair via break-induced replication. NCBI's taxonomy places the organism in Eukaryota, Fungi, Basidiomycota, Agaricomycetes, Agaricales, Pleurotaceae. The coding region runs from base 1 to 2064 and encodes 687 amino acids. The record is from RefSeq and is a predicted model, not a curated record.